Messenger RNA from Archocentrus centrarchus (flier cichlid), 5142 nucleotides. It is a transcript of the gene cacnb2a, whose product is annotated as calcium channel, voltage-dependent, beta 2a. Gene Ontology annotation, molecular function: protein binding; voltage-gated calcium channel activity. The transcript is spliced from 13 exons. Bases 462 to 2531 code for a protein of 689 amino acids. Gene Ontology annotation, biological process: calcium ion transmembrane transport. Gene Ontology annotation, cellular component: voltage-gated calcium channel complex. The record is from RefSeq and is a predicted model, not a curated record. NCBI's taxonomy places the organism in Eukaryota, Metazoa, Chordata, Actinopteri, Cichliformes, Cichlidae.
GAAGCAUCACUGCAACCUGACUCACACCAGGAGUCAGCCUCAGCACCUGCAGCAGCAGUCUGAGCACUCCGGCUAUCAAGGAGACUGGGGCAGACAGACUGGGAGAGAGCUGCUGAGAUUAUGCGCGGGGCAGAGAGCUCCUGUGGAUUCCCCAUCUUCGGCAACAGCAGCAGCAGCAGAGGGGGCAGGAGCUGUGGCUCUAAAGACAGCAGCCGAGCUAUCUGGAGCUGCAGACAAACAAGGAGCUCUGCCUCUAAAGCUAUUCAUUUAUCCAGAGAUGAAGGUAGCACUUACAGCAAAGGUGUAACAGGAACCAGCUGUCCAUGUAGCCACAGUGUUGAAUGUACCUGUAGCCAGAGCAGUGACAGUAGCUGCAAGGUGACCACAGCAGUGCAGUUAGGUGUAAUUGUAGUAGUACCAGGGGGGCAGUGGCUCAGGACCCUGAAUGACCAGUGUGGCUGAUGAAGGCCACCUGGAUCCGCUUGCUGAAACGAGCCAAAGGAGGUCGUGUCAAGAGCUCCGAUGCCUGUGGUUCGGCCGACUCCUACACCAGCCGUCCAUCAGACUCCGAUGUGUCCCUGGAGGAAGAUAAGGAGGCAGUGCGCAGAGAGGCAGAGCGACAGGCUCAGGCACAGCUUGACAAGGCCAAGACCAAACCAGUUGCAUUUGCUGUCCGCACAAAUGUCAGCUACAGCCCGAGUCACGAUGAUGAUGUACCUGUGCCAGGCAUGGCCGUCUCCUUUGAGGCUAAAGACUUCCUCCAUGUCAAAGAGAAGUACAACAAUGACUGGUGGAUAGGACGCCUGGUGAAAGAAGGCUGUGAAAUCGGUUUCAUCCCCAGUCCAGUGAAGCUUGAAAACACUCGUAUCCUCCAGGAGCAGAGAGCCAAGCAGGGCAAGUUCCACUCCAGUAAAUUGGGAGCAAACUCAUCAUCUAGUUUAGGUGAAGUUGUUCCUAACUCACGGAAAUCUACUCCUCCUUCAUCUGCCAUUGACAUAGACGCCACAGGCUUAGACCCCGAGGACAAUGAGCUUCCAGUCAACCUGCGCUCCCCUAAAGCCAGUCCAAACACUGUCAUGUCACCCCUAGCAAAAGAAAAACGAAUGCCCUUCUUUAAGAAGACGGAACACAUUCCUCCGUACGACGUUGUGCCUUCCAUGCGGCCCGUGGUUCUGGUUGGACCGUCACUGAAGGGCUACGAGGUGACAGACAUGAUGCAAAAAGCACUGUUUGACUUUUUGAAACACAGAUUUGAGGGAAGAAUAUCAAUCACUCGCGUCACGGCGGACAUCUCUCUUGCCAAACGCUCAGUCCUGAACAAUCCCAGCAAGCACGCCAUCAUUGAACGCUCCAACACACGCUCAAACUUGGCUGAAGUGCAGAGUGAGAUUGAGCGGAUUUUCGAAUUGGCGCGGACGUUACAGCUGGUGGUUCUGGACGCCGAUACUAUCAACCACCCGUCACAGCUGGGGAAGACUUCUCUCGCCCCCAUCAUUGUCUAUGUCAAGAUCACCUCACCCAAGGUGUUGCAGCGGCUCAUCAAGUCCAGAGGAAAAUCUCAGGCCAAACACCUCAACGUCCAGAUGGUGGCUGCUGACAAGCUGGCUCAGUGCCCUUCUGAAAUGUUUGACAUCAUUCUUGAUGAGAACCAGCUGGAGGACGCAUGUGAGCAUAUGGCCGAUUACCUGGAGGCCUACUGGAAAAGCACUCACCCCACCAGCUGCAGCCCCCCUGACCCAGUGUUAGCAAAGCUACCCACAGCCUCCCUGCCUUCCAGCACGGCUCCGGUCUCCAGUGUGCAGGGCAACAGUACAGAGCAGAAGGGAGAUAAAAUGGAAAGGAAAGGCUCCAGAGAGGAUUACCAGCACCAUCAUCACCAUCACCACCACCAUCACCACCACCAGAGCCUGGACCAGGGUGAUGCCGAUGCAGAGCCUGAAGGGGAGGACAAUGAGGAGGAGAGGCCCCUUAGGACAGAAUCGUCCAGGAGAUCCCAGCAUGUCCACCACCGGUCAUCUUCGACCAGGACUGAGCACCACAACCACCAUCACCACCACCAUCAUCACAGCAGUAAAGCCAGGGGCCUCUCCCGGCAAGAGACUUUGGACUCUGAGACCCCCGAGAGCAGGGAGAGCCGAGAGAGCAAGGACUCGGCUUGUACCGAGCCACGCACUCAGCAUCUCCAGCAGGAAGAGGAGGACGACGAGGAUCUUGGGGAGGGGCACCCCCAGCAGCAACAGCGUUAUGAGCCACUGCCCCACCGGGACCACAACCACCAUCACCACCACCACCAUCACCGCAGCGGUGCGGACGAGGCCGGUCACAGCAUGGGACACCACCGCUCCAAAGAGCGAGAACAGGACCACAACGAGCGGAACAAGCAGCGCUCUCACCACCAUCACCGGCCGGUACGUGACCACCACCAUCACUACUAUGACCGGGACAGAGAGAGGGACAGAGAGGGGGAGGUGGCUCCCAAAAAGAGGGGUGAGGCAGGGGAAUGGGCCAGAGACUCAUACAUCCAACAGUGACCAGACCCGUCCUGAGGCCCCUGUGGACUCUGUUCUGUUCACCCAUCGUGCUGCUAUACCCUGAAAAACCACAGCAUCCUAUUUAUGUACACUAAUUUGUAAAUGCUGUUGCAUCUUUUUCAAUGGCAGGAUUUUGAUUACAUAGAUACAAAUAUAAAUAUAUAAAUAUAUGUAUGUGUGUAUCUAUGCAUAGACGUUGUUUAUGUGUGGAUAUGCAUGAAUAUUCUCAAAUAUGCAUAUUUUAAACCUGUGUUUGAUAAAGCAUGACACAAAAGCAGAAUUUUUUUCUGUACUGAGCUGUGCUUUCUGUGACUAGCAUUAUAAUUUUUAUUGUUUCUAAUAUUAUUGUUAUUAUUAUUAUUAAGUUUUAUUGCUUGCUACCACUUGAAUAUUUUGUUCCUUCAGACUACUACGAGGGUUGACCAGUCAUCAUACUUUGAUGUUGUAGUUGCAGAAGAGUUUGACACUUUGGGAAAUAACAGUCACUUGCUUGUGCAGACUUACGUGUGGUUGCCACUCUAUUAGGUACACCUAAUAAGUGUUGCAUUAAUUUUUCUCCAUGAAGGUGAUAGUGUUCAGUUUUUGUUGAAGCUCUUUUAUUUACUGUAUGUAUUGAUUUAGUUGUUGGAAAAUGGUGAACUGUAUUGCACUGAUACCUGUUGUUUUGGUCACGCUUCAAAGUAGCCUGCUUGUGCACAUCUGGACCACUUUGCUGCUGUUGUUAGGUCACUUGACCACUUGCACAUGUGCAUCUUUAACCAUGAACCUCAAAAGCGAGACAGUGUCAGUUUGUCAGCUUCUUUGACAAACUGACUUAACUUUCAUGUUCAUUAUGUAACUUAUGGGAGUUGGACAAUCCAAGCCCAGUGGUAGCAUGUUAGGUUAGGAGCAUGAAAGGAGCAUGCUCAUUACUUCAUAAAACAAAACAACCUCACUGAUAGCCUGUACCACCUUGAAAAAGAAGCGCUUUUUUGGCUAGUUGGACACAUCAGGACCUGCCACACUCUGCAAAUUUGGCACCCCUCUUCCUUAAAAAUGAAACUCAAGGUCAAGUGUCACUACUUUGACACAGUGGCGGAGAUCCACUGCAUAUCACACUUCAUAAAUGUCCUACUGUAAGUAGUCACAAAAGGACUUCUAUGCAGCAGUUCUGGAAGUGAUCAUGGUGUGCACAAGGAGACUACUUUAACAUUUGUCCAUUCUAUCUAUCAAACAUGUUUUUUUCCCAAAACACCAGACAUAAAUCCAUUCGGGUUUGCGUCUGGAAGGGCAUCUUGUUUAAAGAAUAAAAUAAAUGUGCCAAAUCAAGCACGCCGAGCUACCCGCUGUGGCAGCCCCUUGUGAAUAAGGGAGCAGCGGAAAGUAGCGUCCUUCUCUUCUUUUUAUGACAAAAGAGCCUAAACAGGCUUAGAAACAGAUGCAGUUUCCAGUGUGAUCUAAGAGCUCAACAGUACCACAAAGUUGAAUAAUGACUGUUUGAUUUUUUUUUUUUUAAAUCACUGAACACUACAGUCUUUAUAACUGCAGCACUGUUAUAUUAGACUGCAUUGAUUUUUAGCAGAUGAGAAACUUGAUACCACUCUCAUAUCUGUACAUUACAAGUGCAGAGCCAGCAGCAGGUUAGCUUAGCUUAGCACAAAUAAACAGGAGAAAAGCGCUCAUGUGAAUAGCUUUUCUGACAGUCUGUCACCUACCAGCACCUCUAAAAGCUCAAUAACUACUUGGUUUCAUUUGGUGAAAUCUGUACAAACCUUACAGAUAACAGGUUCUGGUGUUACGUGGGGGUGGGGGGGAUUCAUAUUUAAAAGAAAUCUAUGAGUGGUAUUGCUCUAUCUUUAAUGGUGUAUUUCCCAAAGUGUCAGACCACUCAUUUUAAUUUUAUGUUCAUCACUUACUGCUUAGUUUCUUUUUUUAAUUCAACAUUUUUAGGUGUUAAGUUUUAACAUAUUGCCUUCUUGCAGGCGCACCUUAGUCUUGCCUUACAAGACAAACAAAGAGUUCUACAGUAACUUCCUCUCAACACAUGUAGUACUGUUCUUUGUAUGGGUCCAGAAACAUUUUAUAACAUUGGUACAGCCUUUAUUCACAUUGGUUUCAAUUGAAGGGGAUUUGAUAUGAAAUUGCCACCAAUCAUCAUCAGGUCUCAUUAUCAAAACUCCAUAAUAAUUAAUCUUAUAUUAAAUCUGACCCCUUUUUUAAUGAAUACUUUGAUUUCUCAGUUUGAACAAUGUUAAUUUUAGGAUAUGUUGUUCAUUAUGUUGGUUAUUACUGAAAUUUCAGAGAGACAAAACAAAUAAUUCCAAAUGUUUACAGAUAAAUACAGAUAUUGUCUUUCUGUUUUUGCUAUCUGGUCCUCUGACUGAAAUACAGGAUCUAUUUAUUGGGAUAUUUUAUCUGCUCUUUAUGCCUAAAAGUCAGUGAAAUCAUCAAAGUCCAUGCACUCUGGCCCUCUGUUUACACACCAUCUCCUCACCUUUUGUUUUUUGCCUGACAAUUGUAAUUAUAAAAAAAAACUCCAUUUCUAUGCUACAUUGGUAGCACUACAGAUUUUAUAACAGUGUACAUGUGUACAUAUUGCAUAAAUAUGAAGAAUAAAGUUGGAAACAAACGA